Messenger RNA from Malaya genurostris, 17618 nucleotides. It is a transcript of the gene Spn, whose product is annotated as neurabin-1. Gene Ontology annotation, biological process: neuron projection development; actin filament organization; calcium-mediated signaling. The transcript has 12 exons. NCBI's taxonomy places the organism in Eukaryota, Metazoa, Arthropoda, Insecta, Diptera, Culicidae. Gene Ontology annotation, cellular component: cytoplasm; postsynaptic density; dendrite. Gene Ontology annotation, molecular function: actin filament binding. The record is from RefSeq and is a predicted model, not a curated record. Bases 551 to 6169 code for a protein of 1872 amino acids.
ACGUGGACCAGCAACUGAAAAAAAAGUGAAGGGAGUGAGUGUUUACAAGGAUCGGAAGCCCAAAGUGUGUUACAGUGAGAUCGCAACAAAAAAAAAAGAAAAAAAUAUCAGCCGAAACGAAAAUGUAAACAGUAGGCGGUUUUGUUUUGCAAAGUGAAGAGCAGUAGUUCUGAUGUGUGUGUUGGAAAAUAGUAAACAAAAGGAAGCCCAAGUGUGAAGCCGUGCGCGCAUGUGAACGCAGCAAGUGUUUUAUUUUGCUGGGUUUUUCCCCACCAAAUGAUGCAGCCGGCGUUGCCUGGCUACCGGUACAGUGGGCUUCUGUCAGUGCGACAAACAACAUCAGAAAAUCUUGUGCAUGACGAAUUACAAUGACGUCCUCAUAGAACGGAGUGCCGUAUUUGAUGAAAGUACCCAGAGAGUAGUAGUGCGAUAGGAAAACGGUAGCACCAGUGAACAAGUGGUGCCACUUCAGUUUACUUGCACCCAGUAGUUCCAGCAGCAGUUCCUUCAACUUGUGAGCAGUCGUUGAACGGUGAAACAACCCUGCAGAAUGGACAAAUCGUCGUCGGGUGCACCGCCCGGACCUAAAGUGUCCCAGAUUGCGAACCUAUUCCAGCGCAAACCGGUGGAAAUCGCACCGGACUCCGGGAAGGAUCUGUCCGGCAGUCAACCUUCCCCCACGGCGACGGUGGUACGGACGGAAUCGCACGCAGCACGGUUCAACAACGCACGAGCCUUGUUCGAAAAGUUGGGCGAAGGACGCGUCAACAGACCGCCUCCAUUCAGUAUUAAAAUGUCACAUUCCAGCAGUAAGGAGGAUAAUUUGUCGGAGGUCGGAUCCGAGCAGGACCGAUCGCCGUCUCCCAAGCGAAAACAUCACCCGAUAACCAACGGUAUCGGAAAGCUAGACUCCAAUAGAAUAUUGAAUCAAUCGAGACUAAAAUCGGAAAAGCCCGAGAAACCCGAAAAGCCCGAACGGAAGUUCAACUCUCGGGAACUGAUCGAGAAGCAGAAAAAUUGGACGUCCCAUUUUUCCAAAACACGAACAACGAAAGGUGGCAGUGACUUCAAUCGAUGUGAUAUCAUCCGGACUGUGCCGGGAACGGGAAUAAUCGCUAGUGCCGGAACACCGGUCAACAGUGGUAGUAGCAUAGCGGCGGCUGCUCCUCCGAUCACCACCAACGGGAACGGUGUGGUGCAGGUUCCCAAGGAAAUCCAUUACGCACCGGCUCACCCGCCACAUCGGUUGCAGUCACCCAGCGAACCACCUCCUAGUCCUCCGAAAAGGCAAACACCGCCGCCGCCACCACCGGAGAAGGGUCCCCGUAACAUACGCCAGAGUUCUUUCCCAUCGCCAACCAAAAUUCCUCCAGCAGUUCCUCCUCACGCGACCGAUCCGAGCUCGCUGAGUCCCACCAAAAUAAGCCCGGAAAAGCUUAAAUCUCCUCCGCGUCAAGCCGAACCUCCUCCGGUGGCUGCCCUGCCUCCGGUCGCACCGAUUCGCAACAGUAAAUCCGAUGAACCACCGGAAAAGGGUGUCCGGAAGAAGUCCCUCGAAACCACCCUGGACGAUGAGCCGGGUAAAGCAUUUAAAUACCCGGAGCUGGGUGGCCUACGGCGGCAAUCCACCGAAAAGGACAGUGGAACCAGUGGUCUGACUUCGCCGGCUCAUGCCAUCAGCUCAUCGCCGAGUCCCGGAGCCAGUGCCUCGUCCGGACCGUCGUCACCGAUCCACACCGAAGACGAGAAACAGGAGAACGAACCCACGGAAAAGGCUGCGACCGACUGCGGUGGCAAGCUGGACGAGGACGAAGGGGUUGCGGCAGAGGAAAAAAGCAGAAAAUCCUCCCGUUCCGAAGACAACGACGACCAGCAUGUCACACGGCGGAAAAAAGUGUCCAGCAUUUGCUUCCAGGUCCCGGCGGCCGGACUCGGGGCACGUCCGCCCAGCAUCAUCAGCAGCAGUACCACCACGGACGAGGGCGGUUUCAACGAGCCGUCACCGGAGAUCAAGGCCAAACUGAAGCCGGCCUAUGAUUUCGAUAUAAUUGCACCGGCACUGCCGGCUUCCCCGCCACGCCGUUCGAUUGCCAGUACCAAUGGUGGUGGCGGCGGCGGCGGCGGUAGCGCGGUGAUUGCGUCCAACGCUUCGGCACAGUUGAAAGACGAUCAGGCGGAACCGCUGAUGAUAGAAGAGCUCAACUAUGCCGAUCUCGGUUAUCGAUUGCGUCCGGAUGGAACGGAUUGUGACGAGAUCUACGGCGAGAUGGAGGACUAUCGAAGUGCCAAUAGCAGCAGUAUUAUCUCAAGUAAUCAACCAGCGUUAGACUUAUGCCACGGUACAAGCGUAGAAAGUAGGAAUGCUCUUAACAAUAUUCGAUCUCAUUACAAUACUAACGACACCCGGAGCCCGGUGGUGACCAGCGACAAAAGCAACGACGUGCCAACGACGGAAGUGGAUCAGGCUUUGUACGCAUCAAUCGUUCCAACCGCGUCGAUUGAUUCCGGCUCGACAAUCACCAGCAGCGAGCUGGCGUUCAUGGAUUUGGAAAAGGACGAGGCUAAAAUACUGGACUACGAUGAGCUCAGCGAGGGUGAAAAGGGUUACCACAGUCCACAGACGAUUCUGGAUCCGACGAGGGCAACCUUGUCGGAGUACGAUGAUGAUUACAGCAACAAGACACUACCGGAUCCGCCGUCGCUGGCAUCGAUGCGGCCACCGCCGAUCCCGGAAGGGCCACCGUUGGACCUGCAGGAUGUGCAGUAUGCCGAUGCGAGUGACAACGAACCCGACAGUUUGGUUCUGCCGGACGAGAUGACGGCGGACGAGGCGGAACGGUUACUGAGUUCAAGUAUUUUGGAGUACAAAAUCAGACAACAGCCGCUUCUUUCGGACGAACAGGCCCGCGAAGUGGAACAAAUUUUGCUCAACAACAAAACCAAAGUCGAAACUGACUCUGAAAAGCAGAAACCGCCACCACUGCCGCUGGUGGAACCGGAGGAACAAUCCUGCGCCCAACCGUCAUCACCUCCGGUAGCAGGAAUAACCCAUCAGGGUUCAACUUCCGACGAGCCGGAUUGGUUGCGGGAUGUUCUGGAGGCGCCGAAGACUGCCUCCGCCACAUCCAGAGAAAAGCCACCUCCGCCACCGCCCCAUGCUCCCACCGCAGUUCAGGUCAAUGGACAUGCUGGGGGGACCACAUUGGAACCACCGGCACCACCAAGUCGUAACAAUUCCACUAGUCAGUAUGAGGAAACGAGUCUCGGCAACAACACGACCGAUCUCCUCAAUCAAACCAUCCUCGACUCCUCGUCGAUACUGCAAGAUUCGUACGUAUCGGCCGAUUCCUCCAUGCCAAGUGUAACCACGUCGGAUAGUUUGAACCUCAGCAAGCAGGAAGAACAACAGGCGAACGAUGCCGAAGCGGACGUAUCCGGGGAUGAAAGUAACAACUCGGGCUUCUUCAUACCGGAAUAUCCACCGGUAAAAAGUAAGGAAGUGUUCGUCAAUCCGGAUGGGGUGCACUUCUACGAGGAUGGCAACUUCUGGAUGGAAGUUCCCGGUCUGCUGGAUUCGGAUCGGGACGACGAGGAGGAGGACUGUCGCAUCAUCAAGAAAAGCACCAAGGUGAAGUUCAGCACGAACCCGAUGCAGGUGUUUUCCACCUUCUCGGUGAAUGACUACGACCGGCGGAACGAGGACGUGGAUCCGGUGGCGGCAUCGGCCGAGUACGAACUCGAGAAGCGGGUCGAGAAGAUGGACGUUUUCCCGGUGGAACUGAUGAAAGGUCCCGAAGGGUUGGGGCUGAGUAUUAUCGGAAUGGGUGUCGGUGCCGAUGCGGGUCUGGAAAAGCUAGGAAUUUUCGUAAAAACUAUUACUGACAACGGUGCCGCUGCACGUGAUGGAAGAAUACAGGUGAACGAUCAAAUCAUCGAAGUCGAUGGUAAAAGUCUAGUCGGUGUUACGCAGGCCUAUGCCGCUUCGGUACUACGUAACACAUCCGGUCUGGUGCGGUUCCAGAUCGGGCGCGAGCGUGAUCCGGAAAAUUCCGAGGUCGCUCAGUUGAUUCGACAGAGCCUACAGGCCGACCGAGAAAAGGAGGAACGAGUCAAGCGGCAAUUGGAGGAUUAUCUUCGCCGGAAUACGGAAAUUUCCGAGGAUUCGACCUUGCCCGUUUCGGCUAACUCAAGUGUGUCGGAGGGCCCGGUCAGUCCGACGGCUGCCCAGGCCGAGUCACUCUUCGAGACGGAAGCUGCCCGUUCGAGCGAUGUGGAAUCGCUGCGCCGUAUCCUGCAGGAGAAUCUUAAAACCAUUGCACUGCAUGAGGGCGAUAUCCUUAGUCUCAAACAACAGCUUAUCAAGUAUCAGCAGAGCUGCAACGAGGCUGAGUUGUUGGCCGAGCGGAUGAAGCAAACCGAACGGGAGCUGGCCAACAUCAAGAAGGAAGCCAACAACUAUCAGAACAUGUUGCAGCAGAGCCAGGCCCAGUACGCCACACUGGAGAAAAAGUACGGCCGGGUUAAGAAAAUUUUGCGCGAUUAUCAGCACCGCGAACGAGAUAUGAUCCAAUUCCAGGAGUACUACCUCCAGCACCUGCAGGAAAAGGAUACCGAGUACAACGCUUUGGUCAAAAUGCUAAAAGACCGAGUGAUCCAUCUGGAACAGGAACUGCAGGAGACUCAACGAAAAGCCGGCUUCCCAGUGAUACUGCCGUACGAUAGCACCAGCUUGAAGCUGACCCCGCAAAUGACUCGAAAACAACCUCCGAAACCGGUGUUCCAAAAGCUGGAAACAGAUCUGUCCGAUACGGAAUUUUCCGACCUGUCUCCGGACGGCGAAGGUGAGGACGGCAAGACGGCUACGGUCGAACGUAAAUUGCCCGUACAGAAGGACGACGAGUUGGAUACGGCCGUCCCGCAACAUGAGCUAUUGGAUAAUUCCGUCAACAAAGGAAAAAGUGAUUUGGUAGCGCGAGGAGGUAAAUCAAAGCGUCUUCCAGGUAAAAAGAGUCACAGCAAUAGUGGCUCGGACUGUGCGCUGGAUGAAAGCGAGGAGGAAAUUACCGAUUCUACUUCGGUGUCCCACGAAUACAGUGGACUGUACAGCACACCUCAGAUCAUCAACCGUCAGGUGAAUUCCAUCAAAAAUGGCCAGGAGAAUUCAGGUCUUCCGGUGUACGCUCAGGUGAACAAAGAACGCGCCGAUCAUCAUCACAAUGUAGCACAGACACAACACUCGACUAUCCCGAAUAUCUAUCGAAAUGCACCCACAGACAACAGCAAACUAAAUUCCAGCUACGGUUCCGAUCUCAAUGCUUCCUCGUAUGACAGUGAUCUUGGUUCGUCGACCGACAAACUGAAGGACAGUGGAGUUUCCAGCGAAAGUUGGAUGUAUCCAUCCCGAAGACCCAAGGGAUUGAAAGGAAUAACGCCACCGGUACUGGCGGAACAGCUCAAGGAACGGCUAGCAGAACGACGCACUCUGGAUGACGGCUCUUCGCGUGAUUCCAGCGACGACUACUCGGAGAUCAACCAGCGACACAUCAGUCCGGCUGCGUCGCUGUCGCAGAAUUUAUUGGUUGAAAUCAAGAAAGCAGUUAACGAGGCCCAGCCAAAAGUGAAAAACAUUCUUCCACAAAAUCUGUCUCCUCCAGGAAGUAGCAGUCCGUGGCAACAGCAACAGACGCCAUCGAGUCAGCAGGCAGGCGGAAACGGUUCCCAGGGUCCACCCUCGCCGUCCAGCGCCAGCAGCGGUUCUACGUCACCCGGUGCGUAUUCCCCCAGUCGCACCCUGGAUCUGUCCGGAUCGACGUCGAGUUUUUCGAGUGAUCGCCUGAGGGAUUCACACCAGUGGAAGAGUGGCCCGGUCGAGGAGUGGUCUAACGAACAGGUCUGCCAAUGGUUGCUGGGCAUCGGUCUUGAACAUCACAUUCCUGCCUUUGUGAAGCACUCGGUCGAAGGGGGAGCACUGUUGCAGCUGGAAAAGCCGGACUUUAAAAUUCUGGCCGUUGGUGGCGAGGACAAGAAACACCUGAAGCGCAACAUCAAGGAGUUGCGGAGGCUCAACGAGAAGGAACGGAAACAGAACGAGAAGGACCGACGGGAGCGGGAGAAACUGAUCAAGAAAGCCGAGAAGAAGGCCGAGAAAGAUCAGAAGAAGAAGAAGUAACAAGUUUAGCCAAAUAUGAUCGUUUUAUGUGCAUUUAUCUAAGUAACGGUACAUAACAAAAUUGAAAAACUGAAUAAAAAAUAAUUAUUGAAACUGGAUUACGAAGUAAGAGGAACGAACGACAGUUGGAUCGAGGAGUUCUACGUUUUUACACAAAGUAAAAGCAACCAGGAAACUAAAUUUAGGCGCGUAGUGACAGCAUAGUCGUUUGAGUCUUUUGUUUGAUACUUUUUACCAUUUAAAUUAUUCUACAACAAAUAUGUUUUGUUGGUUAGUUUGUUUAUAUAGCAGUUAAUAGAACAGUUUAUUUAAAAACAGCAAAGCCCUUUUUAAGCAGAAAACACAAUAAUUAGUUGGUAGAAACUGCCGAAAAGUGACGCCGUGGAAAGACGGUGAGAGAUUAUUUUCUCCAUACAAAGUUUGAGUAAGGUUAAGGUGCGUGAUUUUUCUUUUUAUUUAGUUGUGCGUUACUGUAGAAGUUUUCUGUUCGAUUUGCCUGUGAGUUUAGAUUAUUUAUUCAUUUAAACACAGAACCACGCAAUUGUAUUCGAUUGGAAACAUCAAAAAAACAACAGCAGCCAUUCAUUGUUCUUUUUUUUUUAAACAUUUCUCUAGUGGCUCAUUAGCAGUGGAUGUGAGCUCGUCUUCCAAGGUGGGCUCUCUGCGAAUGUUCGCCUGCUGGGAGCAGAAACUAGGACAUACUAUCCACUAGACUUGUAGAAAGAUAGAAUUUAUACUAAAUAAACAAACCUGUUAGAAGUGUAGUUGACAUAAAACACAAAAAUCACAAAUAGUUAUGUUUUAAAUCUAAAAACACACCCAAUUGACGAGAAAAAACAUCACUGCUCAAUUCUCUGUAGAGUUUUCUUCCAACAUACGGGACGUUCGAUUCCAGGCAGAGAGUUGUGAUCAGUGUCAAAUGAGUUUGAAUGAUGGAAUGGGAGCUACGAAAAGACUUGGUAAACAGCUAGGCUACAAAGCUUACAACAAGAAGGUUGCUGAAAUGGAGGAUAUAUUGUCUUUACGCAAUAAUAUGUAUGUACUAUUUCGUUAAAAUAGUAGCGGAAUAAAUUGAAAAGAGUAAUUCAAAAAUCCAAACGAGAUUCAUCCAAGCAACAUUGCAUAGGCAACUAUGAGUAAUUGUAAAUGUAUUUAUUAUUUAUGAGUCACAAGAGGAACAAUAGUAGGCUUAGACAAGGAAAACGGAAUUUUUAAAUUGAAGCCAAAAUUUUCAACAAAAAAAAGAACAAGCAGACGAGCGACAAGUGAAUAAAACGAAAAUGAAUUCUUUAUGUUUUUGGUUUCAUUUAUUUCUAUUUUUUUUUUGUUUAGAGCGGUGGUUCUACUCAUAUUCAACAUGAUGUUUUCUACGAUAUAUUCGAGGGAGCGCAAGUUUAAAAUGUCAACAGAAGACGCUUGAAAUGUUUUUUGCCUUUCUCAUAUAGAAAGGUUAUGCAAUCACUGUGAAAACCGACUUUUGAACCGAGGCCCGGAGGGCCGAGUGUCAUAUACCAUUCGACUCAGUUCGUCGAGUACGCAAAAUGUCUGUGUGUGUAUGUGUGUGUGUAUGUGCGUAUGUGUGUAUGUAACGUUUUUUUUUGCACUAACUUUUCUCGGAGAUAGCUAAACCGAAUUUCACAAACUUAGAUUCAAAUGAAACGUCUUGUGGUCCCAUAAAAAAUUCCUGAAUAUUAUUUAGACAAAUACAAAUAAUAAUACCCCUAAGUCCCAUAUAAACGAAUCGCCAAUGUUUGGUUCACAGCCUGAACAAGUAAGCCUAGCAAAUAUCUCCCUUUCGUUGCGAUAGUGUGAAAAUGUGAAAGGAGAUCGUUUCUGGCAACGCUUUAUGCUAGAUGCUACGGUGCAAAACAAACUUGUUUGUUUAUCGUUGCUGUAUUAGACUGUAACAAUCAGUCUAAAUAUCGCCGGCUAAUAAACCGAGAAGCUUUCGAAAUGGUGAGAAGUUGCUUAGUAGAGGGAUGUGACACAAGAACAGGGUCGUCCGAAAUUUCGCUCCAUAGUUUUCCUAAGGAUCAAAAUAUGUAAGUAAUAUGUUUACAUAUUUUUCACUAUAAUAAACAGUAACUAUAGUGAACUUGUUCUUACCCUUCAGUGUUGCUAGUUUUAUAGAAAAUUCGUUAAAGUACACUCUGACAGUGUAUCUGACACGAUGCAAAAUGUGUCCUUGAAAAUUUGUCGGAGUACUUCGUAUUAUAAUUUGUAUUUGAUUUAGAUCCGACUUCCGGUUCGGGAGUUAUGGGGUAAAAUGUGCAAAAAAAAAGAAAAUAUAUGUUCUAACUUUUCUCAUAGAUGGCGCGACCGAUUUUCACAAACUUAGAUUAAAAUGGUCCUGGUCCUGUGGUCCCAUACGUAAUCCGGAAAUAUAGGGUAAAGUGUGUUAAAAAUUGUAUACCAUCACUUAAAAUGGGGAAAAACCUUAGAAAACUUUCUAAAUCGACCUCAAAUCUUUUCCAAUUGAUAGUUUUUAUCAGUAGACGGUCUAACAAACCGAUUUCGGUUAUUCUUUUAAGAAUCGAAGAAAAUUAUUUUGAAGAAUACCACAGUAUUAUAUAUGAUAGUAUGAAAGGCAUCGUUACACCACUAGGUGGAUUCAAACAGGUUUUUUAAAGUAUAUUUCAAACUUAAUUAAUUUGGUCCGCUUCUUGAAAACGUCAUAUGUGUUUACUUGGGCAUGUCGAAUUUGCGAAAGCCAAAUGAAAAGCGAUUACGACCGGCAUAAGGGGAUUUUCUUGUGUAAUAAAAAAAAAAAUUUUCUAGUUUGCAAUUUAAGAUGCGAACUAUUGUCACUAUUGGACGGAAAUGAUACAAAAGCAAGACAAAUGAUGGGGAAGCAGUUGAAUGUGUUUUGGCAAGCAUUUUUGGUCACCUGAGAGUCAUUGAAAGGAAACACAAAGGGUUGGUAAAUGGGUUCCACACAAACUGAACGAAAUGUGAAAAAAUCAGUGCGAAACGCUUGUUUUACGCUCCGACAGAAAGCGUUUUCCAUUGACUGACGACAAAAAAUUGAUAUAUUUUGAGAAUCCGAAACGCAAAAAAUUAGGAACAACCAUCAACAUCGAGUGCAAAACCGAACCGUUAAAAAACGAUGCUUUGUACGUGGCGUAAUUAAAAGAGAGUAGCUUCUUAAACCCGGUGAAACAGUUAAUAUCGUCCGCUACAAUCAACAAAUUGAACAAUUUGGAGCUCGCCGCAUUAAUCGAAAAAUGACCACAAUGGUGAUUCUGCAGGCAUGAAAACGCUUCAUCAUAUUAAGCCAAACAAUUUCUACGUUUAAUUGGGAACCCGCUUCACCAGUUCUGGCUCCUUACUAUCAAUUCUUUUUAUCGGACACGCACUGGCUAAGCAACACUUCCAAACAUUUGAGGAUGUGCGGAAAUUGCUCGAUGAAUGGGUAAAUUGUGUAUGAAACAAGUGUCAAAAUUGCCAUUGUUCUUGAAUAAUCGAUUGUUUUUGACAUUUUAUACUUGCGUACCUUGAAAGCGUACCUUGCUAAAAAAUCAAAACUACUAAUCAAUCCGACAAUACUUUCUCUUCAGAGAGAAAAUUGUAAAAUAUGAAAUCUUUUCUCAAUACUCAGUUGCAAUAUUUGAAGCUUCAAAUGCAUGAUUUGGUUCCAAAAAGGUGGACUCAAGCUUCCAAACCAAUAGGUUUCGAUGAGUAAUCUACUUUUAGGGAAGCCCACAUUAGAAUCAAACCCAAGUGGGUGGAAAAUUUUCAUUCCGAAUUCCAUGUGGAAUUCAGUAAGAAUCUCGAAUCAACGCGGACUCCAGUCUAUUCUUCUAGAUGGAAUGUAAUAAAACAUUCAUACAGAGAGCAAAAACUCAACUGUUGAGUUUUACCAGUUCAAAGUUAGGCUGUGUGCUAUUUCACCAAUGAUUUUAAGUUUUGAUUAAAAUUAGAUAUUUCAAUAGUCAAUUUUUAUAGAGUAGUUGAAUUUCACCAAAGACAUCAUAUUAACAAGAUAUCCAGCUCUCACAUUUCCCGAACAUAUAAUUGGCAACAUCCUUUUUUGCGAGCAUGUCGCCCUCAGGUGAGUCCGCAUCGAAUCUCAUACAUAGAAGUAGGGGAGAGAAAUGUCAAAUUCGUACGCGCCAAAAUAGCAGGGCUGCGCACCUAUACAAUUGACAUGACAUGUUGAAUGAGACGCCGUGCGAUGGCGUUGCUGAACUGAAGAUUGAGAUCGCUCCAAGCUGACAGGGUCUGAUUUCACUUUAGCUGUGAACAAUAUUGCGCAUUAUUUCAACUUUUAGUUGAAUUCUGACAGUUAUUAAAUAUGGUGUCAGAAAGACUCGAGGACAUGGCCAUCUUUGACAGUUCGAUAGAUAUUUUCGGACACUAAAAAAACAUGCAAGUUUUAGAUUUCUAGUAAAAAUUACUUCCGUGUAACAGCAUUUCUGAAUUUUUACUCGAAUAAAAUACCCUAAUAAAAAGUUUUGAUAUAUUACCGAACAAAGUUAGUUUUUCACAAAGCUCGUGUUAUGUUUUCGGCAUUAAAAUUAUUACGCUACUGGCUAUCAUUUUAUUUUCAGUGCAAAAUAAAACCAAAUAACUUUCCAUCCGUCGAAAUUUAAAUUAGACCGUAAUUUUAGUUUAAUUCAACUACUCGAUAGAGAAUAGCUAUCGUUCACAGUCUCAAACUACGACCCACUUCAGAAUUUGACAUAUGAAAAGUUAUUUUGAUUUAAUUGCACUGGACGCAAAAUUAUUACAAUUAGUAUAACAAUUGUAAUAAUGAGAACUUAAGUGAACACUCGCGAAAAACUAAUUUCGAUUGACAAAACAUUUUUACUUUAUGUUGAAGCGGAUAGUGUAACAAUUUAUGCAGAAGGGAUUCUUAAAAAGAUCUGAAACUUGCACUUUUUUGUAAGAUAUGCUUCCAGACUGGAAGCUCCAGUGUCUGAAUAUAACUCUAACCCACAGGUCCGUGCGCAGGAGUCAUUCAAGGGGGUGGUGUAAUGUGGAGUGAGAAAAGCACAAAAAUUUGAACGAAAAGUGCGUCGCAUCCACAAUAGUGACACUGUAAAACAAAUUCUGAGAACAAAGUAUGGAUUGUCCAGUUAUUUGCACUUUUAUAUAAUAAGUACUCUAUUGUUCAUGAAAGGUAGUGUUGAAAAAUCGUCCAUGAGAGGAUUAAUCCUCCAACCCCACCACCCACCAAAAAUUUCUAACAGAACUCUCAUUCAGGUGCAACAACCCAGCCGCUUCGGUUUUUAAUGUGGGAGCUUGAAAUUUCUUGAUCCGACUUGGGACAGGACUCGAUCAAUGUUGCCGGAACAGAAGGAAAGAUUGUAAAUAUUCAAUGUAAUUUCAAUUUAAUUUAAUUCACAUAAACGUUAGAGCAAAUUCCGCAGCUUCAAGAUUCAUAUGGGUGGUCUAUAAUAUAACUGAAACUAAAACAAACGUAUCCCCAGCAAGCCGUUUUAGUUUUAUUUAUUCGAACAGUUCUUCUGUCAAAUUUGAAACUGGUAUACGUUGCCGUUCUAUUUUUUCUAUAUUUGAAACACGAGUAAAACGCUGCUGGGACUGCCAGAAUUUCCACCUGAGUUGGGUGCUCGAUCAACUUGAUAGACAGUGACAUUAUAAAUGUCAUUACAUAUUCGCUCAUUUUAUAAAUGUGUUAGUGUAAAGUUUAGGCGACUUACGCCAUUUCACCACAGACUAACAGACAUGACAGUAUGAGUAAAUUCUUAUAAAAAAUAAUUUUUCGUGAUGCACUAGCUCCACCUAUAUUGUACUGCGCGAACUAUUUACUAUCUGUACACCCCUUGUGUUAUGUAAAAGUUUUUUUACUAGUUGGUUUCCCCUCGUUUGUCAACACCGAUCAGCUGCUUGCAGGGAUGCCUGAUUUCAUCAAAAUAUUUGAAAAUGAAUCGUCACAAUAAAUUAUUGGAUUACGUUGAUAAUAUAUUUAACUUUUUCGCGAUGUUGGAAGGUAACCAUUUAUUUGACUCAACGUUGUUCAUCUAGACUAUUUUUUAUUGUGUCGGUAGUUUUCACCAGAAAUUAAGUGGCGGCAGACCAGAAGCAAGUAAAUAUUGUAACAAAACGGGUUCGAUUUUGUCUUGCGUUGGAGGAUGAGAAAUAGGCACAAUUAUGUAUAUAGUUUUGGCCAUAUGUAUUAAAUCUGUAUCCUGCAUGAAAUUCGCAUGGACGUAUACAAAUCAAUACAUUACAGGUAAUUCUGUAUGAAUGGCAACUCUGUUGGUAAAUGAAAAAAAUAAACACAGUCUAGAUGACAGACAGGAUGUUUUUGAUAGGGUAACGUGGCGCCAUCAUGACACAUGUGAGUACUGUCCCAAAUAAAGGAAUAUUCGAAAAGACCGUUAAAAUGAUUGAAGAAUCUAAUUUGAGUGUCCUGUCUGUUAGUCUGUGAUUUCACUACAAUCCAGUUAGAGGAAUGGAUGAUGCUGACUAAGGUAGGCCUUUUUGGUAAUUUCCAGGUAAAUUCAGGCUGUGAACCAUUUCGCGGUUAAUUUUAACUUUUGGUUAAAAUCUGAGACUCGAGAGAUUAAUUCUCGGUUGAUUUUCCAGAAAACGGCCUAACAGCAAGUGACAGUUUCUCUUUGUUCACUCUCUCUUUCGAUUAUUGUGAUGUGAUCUACAAAGAUUUUCUUGGAUUUCACAGUUCUGUUUGGAAGUCAAACGUUUCGAGCAUCAUUCUAUGCAAAGAGUUAAGUGAUAAACAUGUAAACCGCUUGGUAAUUAAUAGAAGAGAAAGUAAACAAAGAGAAACUGUCACUUGCUGUUAUGGCCUUUUGGAAAAUCAACCGAGAAUUCAGAUCUAUGGUUAUUUUCCGACACUGAAAAAAAUCUUGCACUUCCGGUGAAACUCUCAACGGGUGAGCACGUUGCAUCGUGUUAGUCCGGAAAUUUCUAAUAUUAAUUUUUUAGUUGAAAUUAUUUUCAGAGGAAAAUAUACCCAAAUAACUUUCCGUCCGUCAAACUUUGAAAUGGGCCGCUGUCUCAAUAGUUUAAAUCAAACUUAAAGUCGAAAUCAUAAUGGAUUCCGAAUAAAUUCCGACUCCAGUGCAAGCACAGAUUCCGAAUCCCACCGGUUGAUUCGGAAAUCUGUCGGAAUUGAGUGAGAAGACCCACAGCUUCUGUCGGCUGCCAGAAUUCCUCACAAGUGGGUGGGUUAAGAGAUGGCAGACAUUUGAAGUUCAAAUGUCUGCAGCUUAAAUUGUCUCAGCACUCGAAACAGUCAAAUAAAGUGAUUUGUUUUGCGGAGUUUUCGAGUAAAGAGAAAAAAUAAUGAAAAUCUGGUUUUUUCCAACUGAUGUUAAAACUAGAAUUUACGAAAACUCAGCAGUCUUUAUUGAAAAUCUGUAAGUUACAAUAUAAAUUCGAAUAAAUUUACAGCUAAAACUGAUAAAACUCUACCAAUAUUAACUCUAAAAUCAUCACCAGGUGUCGCAAAAAAAAAACCUAGUCAUCUUUUCUUGCGCACUAAAAAGAUCCGAACCAAUGCUGUUUCUUCUAUUUUUCGAAUAUAAUUUUUAUUUAUCCUUUUCAUUAUUUUAGUGACGGGAAGGACCGCGUUAAGUACGAUUCAGACGGUCCGGCUUCUUCCGUCACCGUUACCGGAACGUCAACAUCCGUCACCGUCGUUCUGAUUCACACGAUCCGGUUUCCUGUCCGUGUCCGUCAUGUCAUUUUCUUACACGCAGAAUUUGAAGAACUUAGUUUCGCACAAUUUUAUUCCACUAAUACAAAAUCUGGGACAGAGAUGUCUAUCUCCUCUGUGUGACGAAGAGCAAGCAAAAUUUCUCCCCUCGCACUGACAACUUCAACGAGAGCUCUUCUCUUUCACAUUUAUACACCACUGUUGUGUAAAGUGUGCACGCAUCAUGAGUGCGUUUGUUUAUUUCCUUUUACCUCUUCCACUGAAUCGCACCAAAGUGCUAGAGCAUUAGCUAAUAAAUUCUCUGAGGUGGAUGCAGAUACUUUCACAGAGGUGUACACGCCGGUGAGCACUCUGCUGUAUGGUUUUCGUAGAUGAAGCGUGGACACGCAAAAUCCGCAAAAUAAAACAAUUUAUCGUAAAAUUUUCGGUUUUCCUUGCAAAUUUUUCAUAGCAAGGCCAGAUCUACUCUCUAUUAAUUGAAGUUCACAGAAGUGUUCGCUCACCAUCACGCGCCAGUGGUCACUUGGGUGUAUUUAGACGAGAGCGCGUGUGAGCGAUUCAUGCGAAGAGAAUGUGUUUCACUCGCGCUAGCUGCUUUAACCACAAGCACACACUCAAAUGCUGUCUAUUCGACACUGAGAAGAAGUGCGCUUUCCUCUUUGUGCGGUGCUUCGUUUUUUGCAUCCUCGGUGUGGCAAAAAUCUGACUCUAGCGUGUAUCAAUCUGGUGAAAUGCCAUCUCUGAUCUGGGAGCUUUUGAAGCCAAUCGAUCUGUUGUUUUCCUACCUUUUAAUCGAGUAAAUAACUUUCAAAAUUAACUAGAAAGAGGAAAAAACAAAACAAUCAGUCCUACUCAACAACGUAACGUACUUUGAAAAUCUACUGAUAAGUUUAAUUACUUAUAUGUGGUAUAUUUCGUUUAAGAGUGGGAUUUCGACACCCAAUACAUACAUAACAAACGUCAGCUCAAUACCGUAAUCAUAUAAAUCGUGCAUGUGUGCGAUAAUCACAGUCCGUCAAAUAUUUUUUCGGAGAAAUGUUGACGGAGCUUGCCGUUGACGUUUCGGAUCUCUGCUGGAUCGUGUGAAUGUGCAAAUUAAAAACUCAUUUGACUAAUUUUGACGGAGGCUGACGUUCCGGUGACGGUGACGGAAGGAGCCGGAUCGUCUGAAUCGUACAUUAUUUCACCCUCCCAGUCAACAUGUCUGGAAUUUUAUUCGGAAUUCAGUAUGAUUUUCAAGCUGGACAAAUUAGUUAAAUGAUAAAAUAUAUUGCAUCACAUAUUUAAACAAUUAAAAAUUAAAAUACGAACUGGUUAAUCCAGUAGAUAUAGAUUUUCAUUCUAAAGAACGACUGAGAACAAACAAAAAUUUCCGGUUUAUUAGACAGAGGUAAACAAGAAAAUUUUCAAUCCGGGAAGAUCCUUCCGACUUGGCCGCUACCUUUUCUGUUCUGAUUUUUCUCAUGAGAAGUGUUUCGUUUGCACUAGCUGGCAGGAUCUCUUGAAAUCAAAAUAUCUAUAAGAAUGAAGAACUACGAGUUGAACCACAGAUAAUAGAUAUACAAGCUCGAACAAAAUUUGUCUAAAUCCUGUGUAAAUUUCAAAUUUGCUUUACGUUGUAAACACUAUUGCCGCUACGUUUCGGAACGAUAACAAAGUCCUCUUGUCUGUUAUAGAAAUAUUCCAACUACAACGAUUUUAACACUGAUCACACGAUUUCCCUAAGUGUUUAAGACACAUUUAUUUCCAUGUCACAUAAAUCACACGAGAUUUUGAUCGGAAUAAAACAAAAAUAAACUUGUCAUUUUAACCAACAGCAAAAUAAAACUCUAGCAUGAAGUGAAUGUUGCAACCAAAAUUGUGGCUCAUGUGAAAGCGGCACCCAAAUCGUGGUGGCACCUCGUGUCGAUCGUGGUGACAUCUGAAAGUAUUCGCCACGCUGAUUAAGCAAAUUUUACACACAGUUGAUAUGUGAGCCUGUAUAUUUGUUAUCUGUGGUUCAACAUAUUCAACAAGAGAAUGACACAAUUUUAUCUGUGCUAUUUUGACAGCUGCUGGAUUCCAGUCAGACUUCUGUCGGCUACCAGAAUUAUUUAAAAGUGGGUGGGUUAAUAGAUGUCAGAUCAGAACUUCAAAUGUCUGCAGAUGGAAAAGUCUGCGCACUCGAAAUAGUAAAACACAGGUGAUUAGUUUUGUGGAGUUUUCGAGUGAAGUAAAAAAUAACAAUGAAAGACUGGUUUCUAUCAACUGAUGUUAAAACUAGAAUUCGUGAAAACUCGAAAAUUUACAAUAAUCGGAAGUCUUUAUUGAAAAUCUUUAAAUUAUACGUUAAAUUUGUAUAAAUUAAUGAUAAAAUUCUACUGAUAUUAACUCUAAAACCGUUAGCAGGAGUCGCAAAAAAAACCUAGCCAUCUUCACUUGCACACUGAAAAGAUUCGAACCAAUGCUGUUUCUUCUAUUUUUCGAAUAUCAUUUUUAUUUAUCCUUUUCAUUAUUUUAGUGACGGGUAGGACUCUGUUUAUGUUCUGUUUUCGGUUUUUAAUCAAUACGCAGUUUUAAAACUCACACUGACAGAAAAAUUGUGUUUUCAUUGGUUGAUUUCAUUUAUCAGUCCUUACUUAAUUUUUUCGAAUGUUCACUUGUUCUGCAAAACCGAAUAUCGACACUAAUCAUUUUUCUAACUAUUUCUUUUAGCAGCAUGUUCAGUAGCUCAAAAUUUCAUAUAAGAGAUGAAUGAUAGAACUGAAACUGAAGCAAACUUAAAACUUUGCUAGGGUUGUCCACUUUGUUUUGUUAUAUUUCCGGAUUCAAAAUUUUUAAACAGUCAUAAAUUAUGCAUCUAGAACUAAUUUCACAUGAAAUUAUUCCACCGCCAAAGUUGAAUGAAAACCGAUAAUAUCUACAAAGCAAAGAAGAACCAAGCCAUGAUGCACAACAUUUUACCAUGCGGACAAAAACAGAAACUACUUUUGAAAACGUACCAGUUUUUUACGAAUUAAUUUUUGAAUCCAUGUUUUUUGCAGACCCGAUUCGAUUCGAUAAACGACCGACAUCGCAAAAAUCGUAAACUACAAACUUUUUAAAACUUUUUUAAUAAUGAUAUAUACAACAGAUCAGAAGUGUAGGUCAAAUUUUUAGCUCAAAGGCUUUUUAGUCUUUCAAACACGAGAGUAAACCCCAGUUCGUUAAUUCAUAGAUCGAUACGACAAAUUUAUGCCAUUCGAUAUUAUUAAUUAUUUUUACUAAGCUACUAAGAAAAUCAGUAUUCAAAUACGUCCAAUUAUAAUCACGGUGAAGAAAGAAUGUGUUAGUAUCAAAAUUCAGGCCAUUGAUUUUCACUCAUCCUGCAUGUAUUGUCAAAACAAAAAAAAACUGUACUCAUCUGAAUUAUUGCAUCUAAUAAGCAAACUGUCACAUUGAAACGUGUCAGCACAAGCACAUUUAACCGAAAAUUAAAAAAACUUAAACGCAACUUAACUAAAUUCACACGAACGAGCAUCGUUGAUAGUUGUUAAAACAUCACAUUGAAAGAAAAUAACAUUAUACGAAUAAACGACCGGAGUCAUGUUUUCCCGAACAGUUAUACACAUAAACGGAACCCAAAACUAGUAACAACCGAUUUAAUCUACUCAAGCAAGCGAAACAAAUAUUGAACGAUCAACAAACCAAAAACUACACCAUUCCUCAGCCAAAAUAUUUGAGAAUAGCAUCAAACUUUUCUGACUUUUUUGUAUGGAAUAAUAAAAUCGAAAACAUGAACUCUAAAACUAAUAAACGAUUGCAACAAAAUGUAGUUAAACUAAA